AUGCAGAAGGAUGAAUGCAUCCUAGUGGAUGAGCAGGACAGCAUCAUCGGCAGUGCGAACAAGUACACCUCACAUAUGUUCACGAAAGAGCAGCCGCAGGGCUUGCUGCAUCGUGCGUUCAGCGUGUUCCUGUUCAACCAGGACAACAAGCUGUUGCUGCAGCAACGUGCUCUGUCAAAGAUCACCUUCCCAGGCGUCUGGACAAACACGUGUUGUUCUCACCCUCUGCAUGGCUACUCGCCGACUGAAGUGGAUCAGCCAGAGGACGUUGCAAACGGAUCUGUGAUGGGUGCAAAGCGUGCGGCAGUGCGCAAGCUGGAGCAUGAGCUGGGCAUAGCGCCACAGCAGGUCCCCUUGAGCGACUUCAAAUUCUUGACGAGGCUGCACUAUUGCGCAGCGGACACAGACACUUAUGGUCCAGAUGCAGAGUGGGGAGAGCACGAGGUGGAUUACAUCCUUUUCAUCAAGGCAGCAGUGGACUUGAAGCCCAAUCCUGAUGAGGUGGAGGCGACCAAGUAUGUGACACUGCCUGAGCUCAAGGAGAUGAUGGUUCCCAGCAGUGAGCUGCGAUGGUCGCCUUGGUUCCGGAUCAUUGCUGCAAACUUCCUGGAGGAGUGGUGGUACAAUCUGGAUGCUGCAGUCAGCACAGAUGCCUUCCUUGACGUGCAGUCAGUCCACAGAAUCCUAUGA
Messenger RNA from Coccomyxa subellipsoidea C-169, 690 nucleotides. Its product is annotated as Isopentenyldiphosphate isomerase. Gene Ontology annotation, cellular component: cytoplasm. Gene Ontology annotation, molecular function: isopentenyl-diphosphate delta-isomerase activity. The transcript is spliced from 3 exons. Gene Ontology annotation, biological process: isopentenyl diphosphate biosynthetic process; isoprenoid biosynthetic process. The coding region runs from base 1 to 690 and encodes 229 amino acids. The record is from RefSeq and is a predicted model, not a curated record. Lineage: Eukaryota; Viridiplantae; Chlorophyta; Trebouxiophyceae; Coccomyxaceae.